AUGAUAACAAAACAAAAAAAAAAUUUAUGUCCAUCUAGUUACUUCGGUGAUCAAUGUCAAUGGCAAAAUCAACGAGUUGGUUUAACAGUUCAAUUGGUACAUCGUGCUGAUACUUAUACUAUCGCAGUUUUUCAGAUAAUUAUUAUGCUGAUCUAUGAACAAAGACCAAUCGCAUCAUAUCAUGAACAAAUCAUUUGGUAUUUAUCUAUUCCAUGUCAAUUUCUACCUAUUAAUCGAAUUGCUACUCAACUAUUUAUUCAAAAUACAACAAUGAUUUUACCAUUAUGUCCUUUAUUUUGUGGUGAACAUGGUCGUUGUGUAGAAUAUAUAAAUAAAAAAUUAUUAUAUUUUUGUCAAUGUAAUGAAGGAUAUUCUGGUUCGCACUGUACUAUUAAAGACAAUUGUUCAUGUUCAUCUGAUUCAUAUUGUCUUAGAUCAUCUAUUUGUGUUUGUCCAAUGAAUAAAUUUGGUUCAAGAUGUUAUUUAGAAAGUUUAAUAUGUCAAACAAUUUGA
This is a messenger RNA of Rotaria sp. Silwood2, 513 nucleotides long. The record is from the annotation of a GenBank genome assembly. Lineage: Eukaryota; Metazoa; Rotifera; Eurotatoria; Philodinida; Philodinidae.